AUGGGUAUCACUUUCUCGCGGCUGUUUGACAGACUAUGGGGUCGCAAGGAGAUGCGAAUCCUGAUGGUCGGUCUUGAUGCCGCCGGUAAGACCACCAUCCUCUACAAGCUCAAGCUUGGUGAAAUCGUCACCACCAUCCCCACGAUCGGCUUCAACGUCGAGACCGUCGAAUACAAGAACAUUCAGUUCACCGUGUGGGAUGUCGGUGGUCAGGACAAGAUCCGUCCUCUGUGGCGCCACUACUUCCAGAACACCCAGGGUAUCAUCUUCGUGGUCGACAGCAACGAUCGGGAUCGUAUUGUCGAGGCCCGUGAGGAGUUGCAGCGCAUGUUGAACGAGGACGAGCUCCGUGACGCUCUCCUCCUGGUCUUCGCCAACAAGCAGGAUCUGCCCAACGCCAUGAGCCCCGCCGAGAUCACGCAGCAGCUUGGUCUCCAGAGCCUUACCCGCCGCUCCUGGUUCAUCCAAUCUACUUGCGCUACCACUGGUGACGGUCUGUACGAGGGUCUCGAAUGGCUCGCCGAUGCGCUCCGCAAAUCCGGACGUGAUUAA
Penicillium arizonense is the source of this 552-nucleotide messenger RNA. It is a transcript of the gene arfA, whose product is annotated as putative ADP-ribosylation factor. Gene Ontology annotation, cellular component: cytoplasm; plasma membrane. Gene Ontology annotation, molecular function: GTPase activity; GTP binding. The transcript is spliced from 4 exons. Bases 1 to 552 code for a protein of 183 amino acids. Gene Ontology annotation, biological process: vesicle-mediated transport; intracellular protein transport. Lineage: Eukaryota; Fungi; Ascomycota; Eurotiomycetes; Eurotiales; Aspergillaceae. The record is from RefSeq and is a predicted model, not a curated record.